[Torrubiella] hemipterigena is the source of this 3306-nucleotide messenger RNA. Lineage: Eukaryota; Fungi; Ascomycota; Sordariomycetes; Hypocreales; Clavicipitaceae. The record is from the annotation of a GenBank genome assembly.
AUGGCGGAUAAGAAAGAAGCCGUGCCAUCAAACGCGGAACCCGAACCGGUUCGAGCUGCGCUCAAGAGGUUCAAUGAACCUAUGGCCCGCGAUGUAGUUGGACUUAUUGUUACCGCACAGCCGCCAAAGGAGGUGAAAGUUGAAGUUGACAUCGUUUGUGUCCAUGGCUUAGGCGCGCACCCGCACUGGUCUUGGAUCGGCAAGAAUCAGAAAACUAAAGAGGAAGUCAAUUGGAUCAAAGAUGCAAAUAUGCUACCCGCUGCUAUUCCUAAGGCACGUAUUCUUCGUUAUGGCUACGAUUCGCAAUGGGUUGGCGAAGGAACUGCAAGCAAAAACAGCGUCGAAGCAAGGGCCCACGAUCUUUUACUCAAGCUUGGCAGUGAUGCUGACAGAAAGAUAAACCCGAAGCGGCCACUCAUCUUUAUUUGCCACUGUUAUGGCGGCCUAGUUGUGGAACAGGCCAUCUGCUUAGCAAAGGAAACGGAGGGACAGUAUCCGAAUAUAUUCAAUGCCUGCUAUGGUUUAAUCCUACUGGGAACGCCGCACCAUGGAACAGGCGAUUUUCUCGUCGAGGAGCUCGUAUUGCGCCUGGUCAAUGCAGCUAAGCACAUGGAAUCCGAUACAAUUCAGAUUCUGAAGCCAAACGAUGGAGUGCGCAAACAGCUCUGUGAGAGGUUCCUCCGCAUUGCGAAAGAUACAGAAGCAGUUCGAAGGCGACUGAAGGUCCACUGCUUUUUCGAAACGGUGAGAACGCGUACGUCCGAUGUUAUCAAGGGCAUGGACAGUACCAAUAUGAACAAGGACGAAGUUUGGGAAUUUGUGGUCAGCGAAGAGUCAGCCAGUCUUCCGGAUUAUACCAACCAAUGUAUGGACGUCAAUCACUUUCAACUCAAUAAGUUCACGGGCCCCGACGAUGGCUACUAUAAAAGCGUGAAGGAUGCGCUUAUUCCCAUGGUAGAUAAUGCAAGGUUAUUGAUGGCUGAAGCCACAAUAACACCAAUCGAGCCAACACGCACACUACAAGGGGCUUCCACGACAGCGCCGCCGCCGUUUCCUUGUGAUAAGCACUUUCAAGGACGCAAAGAAAUUCUGGAUCAGCUGGGGAAGAAACUCAAGCGCCAUAACCAGGGCAGAGCCUUCCUUGUUGGUGAAUCAGGCACUGGUAAAACGCAUAUUGCCAUUCAAUAUGCAUACAUGCACCAUGACUUGGAUACAAAUAACGGGUUUACACGCUGGAUUCCAGCGAAAACCUGGAUUGAAUUCAAACGCCAAUAUAUUGAGACUAUUGAGGACAGCUACUCCCUACCCACCGACCCAAAUGCGAGCGAGGAGCAGCUUCUCAUGGCCGCCAAGAUCUAUCUCGAGAACGAAGAAUCUGACAAGUCUUGGUUACUGAUCCUCGAUGGUAUCGAUCACUGGGAGGACGAGGACUUGAAGAGCCUUAAAGAGUACCUGCCCACAAAAGACUGUGUCGAUAUCCUUGUGACCACAAGCAACCUCGCCCUGGCCAAGAAGCUAGCUCGCGAGAGUGAGGAUUUGAUUCUGGGCGUCAACAAAUUCACGAAAGAAGAAUCAUUGUCACUAUUCCGCGCAAUUUCUAAAAACUAUCGCAUUUCCGAUAACGACGUGAGCAAGCUGUGUGAGGCAGUCGACUUUCUUCCUCAAGCUGUGGCGCAGGCCGGCGCCUAUUUCAAAGAUGGACUUCCUGAUGCGCUCAGUCUACCAGACUACAUGAAGAGACUAUCAGAGCUAUCCAUACUCAACAGCUCGAAGAAUCUGGCGACAGCACAGAUUGCGCUCCAGCACAUUCGCAAAUUCAACAUUACUAUCCUAGAAACUGCACGCAUGGCGUCCAUGUACGACAACCACACAAUGCUGAUGACAGUCUUCAAGGAAUACGAAAAGAACGACAUUGUCCGUGGCGAGUUCUUCCAGGUCAUGAAGUAUUUUGGCCUGCUGCAAAAGUGUCGAGCGAGCCUCAGCUUUAAUUGGACGCGGCGGACGCUGGACGCCAUUCAGCUAUUCAUCAAUCCCACUGAGCAGCAACCCGCCACAGAAAUCAUGUUAAAGGCCAUUCCGUUUUUGACCGAGGAGGAGAGGCAUAGCCUAACAUACAUCACACGCUGUAGACGAUGGUUGCCGUAUACGUUGGAUGUGCUGGACACAGAGGGCCGUCUGCUUCAACCUGAAGCUCGAUACGCCAAAACGCACGCCAAGCUCUAUGCAAAGAUAGCUCGUUAUCAUUUAUUCCUUCGAAACUUUGACAAAACGGAGUAUUAUCUGAACCGGUCUCGUGUAUUGACGAAACAACACGAAAUACCUGAGCUACUGGAAGAGCUUGAUGGGCUUGCAGAAAUGAUAAAGAAUGCCCGUUGUAGUCCAAGUGGGAUAAGUGCUGCUGCUUCUGCUGCACCUGCUGCACAGUCGGCGCCAGUCGAGGCAAAGCCUACGAACUUUACACCACCUCCUAUACCGCCGAUACCAGAAACCACCCAACCAGUACCAUCAGAUGUGCCCGGCCAAGAUAAGCCACUUGACGGCUAUAUCCAACGCUCUCGGUCCAUCUUCCACAAGCGAGACGUUGACGAUGUGACAAACAAGCUCAAAACAUUGGUUGGCAACGAGAAUGAUAAGAUACGCGCCCAAGAUGCCCUGGCCUUGAUCUACGCCGGCACGCAGCGCCACAAAUUAGCCGCUGCUCAUUAUCAGCAGACGUAUACGUGGUGCGUGCAGACCCAUGGCGAGGGUAGCUUCCAUACACAUCGCCAAGUCUUCAAGAUGGCGCAGAACGAUGAGCUUCAAGGCAAGCUGGCCCAGGCAGAGCUCAAGUAUCACGAUGCGCACCGUGGCAUUCAAAAGUCUCUCGGCAGUUUCCAUCCGGAAGCUUCACGUAUCUUGUCGGCUCUUGCUGCCCUCUAUGCCAAACAGGGCAAACGGCAUGAGGCCGCGGAGGCCUUUCAGCAGGCCAUGCGCUUGCAGCACCAGGACCCGGGCCCCGAUCACCCGGAUUCGCUGCUGACGGCGCACAACUAUGCUGUAUUCUUGCAGGGCGAGAGCCCCGAGGCCGCGGGAAUGCUGCUGGAAAAGGUGCUGCGGGAGCAGUCCGUCAGUCCAGUACUAGGGUCUGACCAUCCGGAUACUCUCAAGACGGCAAGCAGUCUGUUGCGCAACUACGAAGUUAGAGGAAGACUGACUGACGCGUUGGCGUUGUAUUCUUUGUUGGCACCGAAGCAGAGACAAGUCUUUGGCGAUAAUCAUGCAGAGACAAUGGCUAUAGGCCGUUUGAUGGAUAACCGUGUGUUGUAA